Callorhinchus milii (elephant shark) is the source of this 1724-nucleotide messenger RNA. RefSeq names its product nicotinamide/nicotinic acid mononucleotide adenylyltransferase 1. Gene Ontology annotation, molecular function: nicotinate-nucleotide adenylyltransferase activity; lipid binding; nicotinamide-nucleotide adenylyltransferase activity. Gene Ontology annotation, biological process: NAD+ biosynthetic process. The transcript is spliced from 8 exons. The coding region runs from base 11 to 1312 and encodes 433 amino acids. The record is from RefSeq and is a predicted model, not a curated record. NCBI's taxonomy places the organism in Eukaryota, Metazoa, Chordata, Chondrichthyes, Chimaeriformes, Callorhinchidae.
UGCGUCAGCGAUGGAGAAUCCUGAGAAGCGAGUGGAAGUGGUGCUGCUGUCCUGUGGGUCCUUUAAUCCCAUCACCAACAUGCACCUCAGGAUGUUUGAGUUGGCGCGAGAUUAUCUGCAAGGAACAGGGAAAUACACAGUGAUAAAGGGUAUUAUCUCACCAGUGGGCGACGCCUAUAAAAAGAAAGGUCUAAUCGAGUCACAUCAUCGCCUGACAAUGGCGACCCUGGCCACUGACAGCAGUGACUGGGUGACCGUGGAUCCCUGGGAGAUGAAUCAGAAGGAAUGGGUCGAGACCGUGAAGGUUCUCAGACACCAUCACGAGAACCUCCGAAACCUCAGCAACGCCGAGAAGAGCUCUGCUCGAUGCAAGAGAGGCAAGAAAAGGAAGAAAGAAGAAAAAGAAUGUUCAUUGGAAACAAAAGGCACUUGUUCUUCCUCAGACUGCCCCGAGGUGAUGCUGCUGUGUGGGGCGGACGUGCUGGCCACAUUCGCGGUCCCCAACCUCUGGACGACAGAGGACCUGGAGGAGAUCGUGGGCAAGUUCAGCCUCGUGUGCAUCAGCCGGACGGGCAACAAGCCCGAGGAUUUCGUGUACGGGUCCGACCUGCUGUGGCGUCACCGGCAGAACAUUCACCUGGUGACCGAGUGGAUCGGCAACGACAUCUCAGCCACCAAGGUCCGUCGCGCCCUGCGCAGGGGAGAGAGCGUCAGGUACCUGCUGCCCGACCCCGUGGUCCAGUACCUACAGAAGCAUCACUUGUAUGAUCAGGAGAGCGAGGACAAGAACGACGGCGUGGUUUUAGAGCCACUUCGACGCAACGCCAAGGAAACCAAACACGGCAGCAGUUAUCUUGUUAUUUCACUUGAUAACAGGGCUCCAAUACACUCGCUCACGAUGUCUACCGAUUUCAACGGUACCUGGAACAUGGUCAGCAACGAUAACUUUGAAGCUUACAUGGCAGCGCUGGAUAUUGAUUUCCCCACACGCAAGAUUGCCAACCUGCUGAAACCUCAGAAAGUUAUUGAACAGAAAGGGGAUUCGUUCAUCGUCAAAACCCUCAGCACGUUCAGAAACUACAGGGUCCAAUUCACAGUAGGAGAAGAGUUUGAAGAAGAUACAAAGGGAUUAGAUAACAGGAAAUGCAAGAGUCUGGUGACCUGGGUUUCCAACAAACUGGUGUGUGUCCAGAAGGGAGAAAAGGAGAAUCGGGGCUGGACUCACUGGGUUGAGGAUGGCGAUCUUCACUUGGAACUGCACUGUUCAGAUCAAGUAUGCAAACAAGUCUACAGAAAGGUUCCUGGAGCAUGAGAGACGAAAAGUGCUGAGUGCGAUUCCGCUGUUGAUUGUGAAGCUGUCUUAUGCAUCGAUGAAUUGAUUCAUGUAAAGUUCUUGUGACCGACCGGUAAGAGAACCCAUAGCUUGGGUUAAGAAGCACAUUCAGCAAACUUACUGGUGAGAAAUGACUUGCCUCUACUGUAUACUUAACUGCCGAAGAAUUGAAGAAUCUGGGUGUUGAAUCUGAAGUGUAAACAUGUCACAGAGCGAAUACUUCGUUUUAUUUUCUCUCCGAAAUGUGACUUUGCACAGGUCUCUGGAGUGUGGUUAUAGCCGAGGUGGGAAAGAGCCCGUAGCAAAAUUCUGGUCUGCAAAGUCCUAUUGUUCAAAGGCAGACAAUUGUACAAAAUGAACUUGACAGCCAUAAAGAACUGACUCAAUCAAA